Molecule: messenger RNA, 558 nt
Organism: Ilyonectria robusta
Lineage: Eukaryota; Fungi; Ascomycota; Sordariomycetes; Hypocreales; Nectriaceae
Exons: 1
Source: RefSeq, a predicted model, not a curated record
AACUUUUUCUUCUCUGUCCUUGUGGGUGAGAGCCAGCAAACCAUCAACGCAGUUAGCCGGUCCAUACUUCACGACAUUAUCGAGAAGCGCCCCGACUUGACUCCGAUAUUCCUGAAGGACGCUUGGAAGCGAGCCAUCGAGUUCCACUGGCAAGACAACACAAAAACUACCAUCGGACACCAGGAGGCGUGGCCCGCACUUACAAACAUCAUCGCCGAGCUCGGCAACCAAGGGAUCCGGUUGUGUCUUUUCAUCGAUGGACUCGACGAGUUCAAGAGGAAAGGGCAUGAUUGGGGGGAUCUAGUUGACCAUCUGCACGACUUAAGCCCCCAGUCAAACCCCCACGUCAAAAUGUGCGCUGCAAGCCGAGCAGAGCCUCCAUUCACAACGCGUCUGACAACGAAGCGAAUCUUUCUGCACGAUGUUACCCGCCAAGAUAUAAUUAGAUUCGCAGAUUGGAGGCUGAAAUCAAUUGAGGACAAGGACGAUAGGCUAUCGUUUGCAAGGAAAAUCGCGGACAAGGCCGAUGGGAUUUUCUUGUGGGCGCAACUCGUCAUU